This is a messenger RNA of Daktulosphaira vitifoliae (grape phylloxera), 1316 nucleotides long. RefSeq lists its product as uncharacterized. Lineage: Eukaryota; Metazoa; Arthropoda; Insecta; Hemiptera; Phylloxeridae. The record is from RefSeq and is a predicted model, not a curated record. Bases 502 to 1311 code for a protein of 269 amino acids. The transcript is spliced from 3 exons.
UUUUUAAGAUAUCACUAUUCAUAAAUAAACUGUAUAAGUUAAAAAAAAAAAACUUGUAUCUUUACAAAAAUGUUACGGCUAGAAUAUAAAUCUUAAGAAAAAAAGCCCAUUACAAACAUUUCAAAAUAUUGUUAUUUAAAUAUCCUCAACAUUUCAAAUUUCUACGAUCACUUUAAACCGUGUAAUAAAGAUUAUACUUUUGAUAGUUUUUAAGCCUAAAAUUACAGCGGGGUGGCGUCCUCUUAAAAUUAUGUGUUACCAUGGAAUAGAUAAGAUCUUAUCUAUUCUGUGAUAUACUAAGUUGCGGUUGUGUAGUAGAUAAAAUCAUCAUAUAUUUAUUUUGAAUUAGGUUGUUACUAUUCGUAUUCACAUCUAUAUAUAAUUUAGUAUAACUAGAUCAUUAUUAAAAUAAUUUACGAAAUAAAUGAUUUCUAAAAUAAAUUCAAAAAUCAAGUUAAUAUAAAUAAAUUCACUACUACUUAGUAUAUAAUAUUAUGAAGGAUGUGUGUCGAAAAAUUGGAUUGUAAACUUUUUAUUGACAUCAAUUGUAAUUGGUCAUCAAAUAUUGAGGGAAAAGACAUAGAAAAUUGUGUAGUGAUUCAGACAAAAGAAAACUAUGAAAUUGAUUACUCUAGUAUCAUAGAAGAGACUAAUUGUGUUAACUUUUUCAAGCCAAAUGAUGACCAACAAAAAUGUUGUUUAUUAAUUAAUUGCAAACCUGGUUAUUUGAUAAACAAUAUCACUGUUUGUUCAGAAGCCAAAACUAUUGAAUUUUUUGGUAAAAAUAAUGAGUACAUCUCAACCCAUAAUAUUGAUUCCUCGCAAGAAAUAAGGGGAUUCAAUGUUCACUCAAUUAAAACAAAUAACUUAAAUUCUUGCAGUUUGAGUUUAGAAAGGUUGGAAAAUGUAGAUUUUAUUUGGAUUUAUGGCAUAUUUGUUCAAGUUUUGAAAACUGAAGCUUAUUCAUUUAAUUCAAUUGGACCUAUUAAUUUACAAAAUGUUCAAGAUAUGUUAAAUCCUAAUAUGUUAGCAACAAAUGCUUCGAAAUUAUUAUCUUCAUUAAGUAUAAAAAAUUCACCAAAUGUAAAAAAUGAUGUUUUAAAUUCAUUUCUAAUUAAUAUGAAACAUACACAAACACCUUUUAGUAAUAACUGUUGUCAAAGUCUACAAAAUGGUUUUGAGAGACUUGAAAAACAAGUACAAGAUAAACUAUGUCAUUUGGAACAAAAAAUUAAUUUAAUUUCUAAUAAUAUUGAAAUGUUAAACAGAAAAUUUGAUGAUUUAUUAAUUAUUCUUAAUAAAAAUGUUUAAUUCUA